GGGCAGUUAUGGGCGUGGUCUUGAGAGAUAAAUAGGUAGCUUGCUUCCUGAUUUAUCACUUCUCUCCUUAGGACUCUACCUGCCCAGCCACUCAAUAUGUCGUGGAAUCCGUAUGUAAUCCAAUUGAUGGGCGAUGAAAGUGUGACGGAAGACGCAGCGAUCGUGGGCUACGCCGAGAACAGCGAGAGCGUAUGGGCUGCGCAUUCCACUUUUAAGGAGAUAACGGCGGCUGAGGUGAAGAGGCUGGUUAGCAAAGAUCGCAGCACUUUAUUCACCGACGGCUUGAUGCUGGGAGGACAGAAGUGCCGCGUCAUCCUCGACAACCUCUACACCGAUGACGCGUCCAUGAACCUCAUGACGAAGGACGGCAACACCAUCACCGUGUGCAAGGCAAAAACAGUUCUUGUCCUACUGAAGGGUCGUAAGAGCAUUCAUGGGAGACAGCUGUUACCGCAAAACAUCAAAAUUGCCGAAUACCUGAUAUCUCAGGGAUAUUAAAACACACACACACACAUUCACAGUUGCUCUCACUAUCAUGGUGUGUUUUCCCAGGUUCUUGUAGAUCUUGUUUUUAUGUGCCAAACAAUAAAUCCCUCUCCAAAGCA
Gadus chalcogrammus (walleye pollock) is the source of this 605-nucleotide messenger RNA. Its product is annotated as profilin-1-like. The record is from RefSeq and is a predicted model, not a curated record. Gene Ontology annotation, biological process: positive regulation of actin filament bundle assembly; regulation of actin filament polymerization; actin cytoskeleton organization. Lineage: Eukaryota; Metazoa; Chordata; Actinopteri; Gadiformes; Gadidae. Gene Ontology annotation, molecular function: actin binding. Gene Ontology annotation, cellular component: cytoplasm. The transcript has 4 exons. Bases 97 to 498 code for a protein of 133 amino acids.